GUGCUGGAGGGCCACAUCUACGAUGUGAAUGGUGUGAUUGCGCUGCCGAGUGCGGAUGGCCAGCUGCCUGUCCUGGUCUCGUGGUCGGACGACAAGACGAUCCGGGUGUGGCAUCCUGCGGACGACGGGACGGGCGCCAUGCGGUACACCGCGGACACUGCCUCCUGCAAGGUGCUGGAGGGUCACACCGGUGAUGUGAAUGGUGUGAUUGCGCUGCCGAGUGCAGAUAGCCAGCUGCCUGUCCUGGUCUCGUGGUCAAGGGACAGGACGAUCCGGGUGUGGCAUGCUGCGGACGACGGGACGGGCGCCAUGCGGUACACCGCGGACAGUGCCUCCUGUGAGGUGCUGGAGGGCUACAUCUACAAUGUGAAUGGUGUGAUUGCGCUGCCGAGUGCGGAUGGCCAGCUGCCUAUCCUGGUCUCGUGGUCGAGAGACAGGACGAUCCGAGUGUGGCAUGCUGCGGACGACGGGACGGGCGCCAUGCGGUACACCGCGGACAGUGCCUCCUGUGAGGUGCUGGAGGGCCACACCACCUGGGUGAAUGGUGUGAUUGCGCUGCCGAGUGCGGAUGGCCAGCUGCCUGUCCUGGUCUCGUGGUCGGACGACAAGACGAUCCGGGUGUGGCAUGCUGCGUACGACGGGACGGGCGCCAUGCGGUACACCGCGGACAGUGCCUCCUGUGAGGUGCUGGAGGGCCACAUCUACAAUGUGUGGGGUGUGAUUGCGCUGCCGAGUGCGGAUGGCCAGCUGCCGGUCCUGGUCUCGUGGUCGAGAGACAACACGAUCCGGGUGUGGCAUGCUGCGGACGACGGGACGGGCGCCAUGCGGUACACCGAGGACAGUGCCUCCUGUGAGGUGCUGAAGGGCCACACCAGCGGUGUGGAGGGUGUGAUUGCGCUGCCGAGUGCGGAUGGCCAGCUGCCUGUCCUGGUCUCGUGGUCGUGGGACAACACGAUCCGGGUGUGGCAUGCUGCAGACGACGGGUCGGGCGCCGUGUGGUACACCGCGGACAGGGUCUCCUGUGAGGUGCUGGAGGGCCACAUCUACAAUGUGCGGGGUGUGAUUGCGCUGCCGAGUGCGGAUGGCCAGCUGCCUGUCCUGGUCUCGUGGUCGAUAGACAAGACGGUCCGGGUGUGGCAUGCUGCGGACGACGGGACGGGCGCCAUGCGGUACACCGCGGACAGGGACUCCUGUGAGGUGCUGGAGGGCCACACCGACGAUGUGGAGGGUGUGAUUGCGCUGCCGAGUGCGGACAGCCAGCUGCCUGUCCUGGUCUCGUGGUCGUGGGACAGGACGAUCCGGGUGUGGCAUCCUGUGGACGACGGGACGG
Thecamonas trahens ATCC 50062 is the source of this 1330-nucleotide messenger RNA. Its product is annotated as WD40 domain-containing protein. The record is from RefSeq and is a predicted model, not a curated record. Lineage: Eukaryota; Apusomonadida; Apusomonadidae. Gene Ontology annotation, molecular function: protein binding. The transcript has a single exon. The annotation marks the transcript as partial.